This is a messenger RNA of Phyllostomus hastatus (greater spear-nosed bat), 1508 nucleotides long. It is a transcript of the gene TUBE1, whose product is annotated as tubulin epsilon 1. The transcript has 12 exons. Gene Ontology annotation, molecular function: GTP binding; structural constituent of cytoskeleton. Gene Ontology annotation, cellular component: cytoplasm; microtubule. NCBI's taxonomy places the organism in Eukaryota, Metazoa, Chordata, Mammalia, Chiroptera, Phyllostomidae. Gene Ontology annotation, biological process: mitotic cell cycle; microtubule cytoskeleton organization. The coding region runs from base 79 to 1506 and encodes 475 amino acids. The record is from RefSeq and is a predicted model, not a curated record.
GGAAGCUCUGUGGGCGGGCCGAGGAAAUACGAAAGGUAGCGCGGGCUCUCGCGGGCCCUGUGCAGGCUGACCCGCAGUAUGACCCAGUCGGUGGUCGUACAGGUCGGCCAGUGCGGAAACCAGAUCGGCUGCUGUUUCUGGGACUUGGCGCUGAGGGAGCACGCUGCGGUCAACCAGAAGGGAAUUUAUGAUGAGGCAAUAAGCAGCUUCUUUAGAAAUGUGGAUACCAGAGUGGUUGGUGAUGGUGGCAGUAUUUCCAAGGGGAAAAUUUGUUCUUUAAAAGCACGAGCCGUCUUGAUUGACAUGGAGGAAGGGGUAGUAAAUGAAAUUCUGCAGGGACCUUUGAGAGAUGUAUUUGAUAGCAAGCAGCUCAUCACGGAUAUUUCUGGCUCAGGGAAUAAUUGGGCUGUGGGGCACAAAGUGUUUGGCCAUCUUUAUCAAGAGCAGAUUUUAGAGAAACUCAGAAAGUCGGCAGAGCACUGUGAUUGUUUGCAGUGUUUUUUUGUAAUACAUUCCAUGGGAGGAGGAACAGGAUCUGGACUUGGCACAUUUCUUUUAAAGGUGCUUGAGGAUGAAUUCCCAGAAGUAUACAGAUUUGUGACUUCAAUUUAUCCUUCUGGUGAGGAUGAUGUCAUAACUUCACCUUACAAUAGCAUCUUGGCAAUGAAGGAACUCAAUGAGCAUGCAGACUGUGUGUUGCCCGUUGACAACCAAUCUUUAUUUGACAUCAUUAGCAAAAUUGACCUCAUGGUGAAUUCCGGAAAGUUGGGUACAACUGUAAAGCCAAAGAGUCUGGUUACCUCAAGUGCUGGGGCUUUUAAAAAGCGGCAGGAAAAGCCCUUCGAUGCCAUGAACAACAUCGUGGCAAAUUUGCUGCUCAACCUAACGAGUUCUGCAAGGUUUGAAGGAUCCCUUAAUAUGGACCUUAAUGAAAUCAGCAUGAAUUUAGUUCCUUUUCCUCAGCUGCAUUAUCUUGUGUCAAGCCUAACACCUCUGUAUACACUGGCAGAUGUUAACAUUCCUCCUCGAAGGUUGGAUCAAAUGUUUUCAGAUGCCUUUAGUAAAGAUCAUCAGCUAAUUCAGGCCGACCCCAAACAUAGUCUGUACCUCGCCUGUGCCCUCAUGGUUAGAGGAAAUGUCCAGAUUUCAGAUCUUCGCAGAAAUAUUGAAAGAUUAAAACCUUCUCUACAGUUUGUCUCCUGGAAUCAAGAAGGCUGGAAGACCAGCCUGUGUUCAGUGCCUCCCGUGGGCCACUACCAUUCAUUACUAGCGUUAGCAAAUAACACAUGUGUGAAGCCCACCUUCAUGGACCUGAGAGAGAGAUUCACGAGGCUCUACAAGAAAAAGGCUCAUCUUCAUCACUAUCUGCAAAUCGAAGGGAUGGAGGAAAGCUGUUUCUCAGAAGCCCUGUCAUCUUUAUCAGCACUCAUACAGGAGUACAGCCAGCUGGACGCCACGAAAAGCAUGCCCGUGGAAGAUCUGCCUAGACUAAGCGUAGCCGUGUAAAA